AUGGACUGGACAGACUUAUACUACAGACAGCUUGCUCGCCUGAUAUCCCGGCACACCUGGCUGUACACGGAAAUGGUGGUUGACCAGACCAUCAUCCACACCCCAUUCAUCGAUAAGUUCCUGUGGUUCCCGCCCGAGCAGCACCCCAUCGUGUGCCAGCUGGGCGGCAGCGACCCCACACUGCUGGCCCGCGCCGCAGCCAUCGUAGAGCGGUAUGGCUAUGACGAAAUCAACCUCAACUGCGGCUGCCCGAGCGACCGUGUGGCGGGGGCGGGCUGCUUUGGCGCGGCCAUGAUGCUGCGGCCGCAGCUGGUGGCCGAUUGCUGCAAGGCGAUGCGGGAGGCCGUGCUUAUGCCGAUCACCGUGAAGUGCCGGCUGGGCGUGGACAGCUUUGACUCCUACCCACAGCUGGUCAAUUUUGUGGAGGUGGUGUCGAAGGGGUCGGGCGUCUCCCACUUUGUCAUCCAUGCCCGCAAGUGCUUGCUCAAGGGCCUGAACCCACACCAGAACCGCACAGUGCCGCCGCUGCGGUACGAGUGGGUGUGGGCGCUGAAGCGCGAUUUCCCGCACCUCGAAUUCUCGCUCAACGGCGGCGUGCUGACGCUGGAGGAGGUAGCAUCGGCCCUGGCCCUUGGCAUCAUGGGGGUGAUGGUGGGACGGGCUGCUUACAACAUGCCCUGGGAUGCUCUGGGCGAUGCCGACCGCGCCAUUUUUGGCGCCGAGGCCAACGCAGCCACCAGUCGGCGGCAAGUGCUGCAUGACUAUGCAGCCUGGGCCGACAGCAUGAUAGGGCACUGGCGGGUGGAAGAGGAUGGGCACAAGUCGCCGAAUGUGCGCAUGCUGGUGAAACCGCUGCUGGGCAUGUUUCACGGCGAGCCGCGGGCCAAGAAGUGGCGGGCAGCGGUGGAUGCAGCACUCAAGACAGCAGAGACCGUGGGUGAGGUUCUGGAUGCCACGCUGCCAGUGCUCAAGCCAGAGAGCCUGGAUGCGCCGCCACGGCCGCUGGGCGAGCCGCCGCAGCUGCUGGAGCAUUACGCGGCGGAGCUGCCCCCUACACCAGAGGGGCUGGCCAGCGGUGGUGACAUGCAGCAGGAGGCGGCAGAGCCCGCAACUGCCGUAGCAUAG
Chlorella variabilis is the source of this 1125-nucleotide messenger RNA. RefSeq lists its product as hypothetical. The record is from RefSeq and is a predicted model, not a curated record. NCBI's taxonomy places the organism in Eukaryota, Viridiplantae, Chlorophyta, Trebouxiophyceae, Chlorellales, Chlorellaceae. Gene Ontology annotation, biological process: tRNA dihydrouridine synthesis. The coding region runs from base 1 to 1125 and encodes 374 amino acids. The transcript has 8 exons. Gene Ontology annotation, molecular function: tRNA dihydrouridine synthase activity; flavin adenine dinucleotide binding.